AUGGAGUUUCCUCCACCUCAACCCUCGGAGCAGUACAGGAAUUGGCUGGAUCUCCCCUUAGAAGUGACGGAGUCGAUCCUCAAAAGGCUUGGCGUCAUCGAGAUCCUGACGAGCGCACAAAAGGUGUGCUUGCUCUGGCGUAACACCUGCAAGGACCCCUCCAUGUGGCUUGCCCUCAACAUGGGCGACGACCUGGACUCAUGGGACAUGUCCUACGAUCUCAAGAAGAUGUGUCGCCAAGCCGUCGAUCUCAGUUGCGGCCGGUUGGUGGGGAUCGAAGUCGGUGAAUUUUGUGACGAGAAUCUUCUCAAGUACAUUGCUGAGCGGUAUGAUAAUUUUUUGAAAUGUGCUGUUUAUUGGCCUCGAAAGCCUUCCAAGGAGUGUAAUCUUUCGGCAGUUGCUAUUGCAAAGAACAUGCCUGGAUUAAUCAGUCUCCUCCUUGUUGGGAAUAAGCUAUCGGAUGAUGGCGUCCAGACCAUACUUGAAGAAUUUGAGAAAGAAGAUUAA
This is a messenger RNA of Juglans regia (Persian walnut), 507 nucleotides long. Its product is annotated as F-box protein SKIP19-like. The transcript has 3 exons. NCBI's taxonomy places the organism in Eukaryota, Viridiplantae, Streptophyta, Magnoliopsida, Fagales, Juglandaceae. The coding region runs from base 1 to 507 and encodes 168 amino acids. Gene Ontology annotation, molecular function: protein binding. The record is from RefSeq and is a predicted model, not a curated record.